Molecule: messenger RNA, 7446 nt
Organism: Plasmodium gallinaceum
Lineage: Eukaryota; Apicomplexa; Aconoidasida; Haemosporida; Plasmodiidae
Product: conserved Plasmodium protein, unknown function
Exons: 1
Coding region: 1-7446 (2481 amino acids)
Biological process (GO): allantoin catabolic process
Molecular function (GO): allantoicase activity
Source: RefSeq, a predicted model, not a curated record
AUGUCUGAUGAUAAAGUUGAAAAUGGAGCAUAUAUCAAUAACCCUGAGUUCCCAUUUAAAAAUUUAAAUAUAGAAAAAAUUGAAAAAAUAAGAAAAAGUACAAGUUUAAAUAAAAAGGUUAGUAGUCAAAAAAAUAAAAAUAAUGAAGAUUCAGAAGAAAAAGAAAAUAUUUUUAAACAAACUAAUAUACAAAAGUUUCAAAGUUUAUUAAGCAAAAAAGUAAAUAAAUCUAAAAAUUUUAUUGAAAGGAAUAUUGAAAAAAUUGCAACAUUAAGUAAAAAAAAUGAUAUGUUUAUAAAAUCAAAAAAACCUUGUAAUAGAAAACAUAUAAUUGGCUACGAUUUACAAAAAGAUAAUAAAAAAGAUUUGAAAGAUAAAAUAGAAGGUGAAAAAAAAUCCUUAAAAAAUAGAAAUAUUUCAAACGAUACAAUAAACCAAAACAUAUUGAUCAAUAUAAAAAAUAAAAAUAUAACAAAUGAUAUUAAAAAAAAAAAUUUAGACAAAAAAAUAGAUAAUGACGGAAAUAAUAAAAACAACAUGAUUGUGAAUGAAAAAAAGAUGAAAAAGCAUUCUCACCUAAAUUUUGAAAGAUCUAAAAGUUUAAAAAUAAAAAGCCAAUAUUUAAAAAAUAGUAAAAAUAAUUCCACUUCAAUUAUUAGAAAGCAUAAAUCAUUUUUAAAUGAGGAUAUAUUUAAUAAAAAUUAUAAAAGUAAAUUGAAUUCUGAUGAAAUUAAUAAGAAAUCUUUAGAAUAUAACAAAAAUGUUACUUAUCUAAAAAAAUAUACCCAGAAAAGUAUUCAAGACAAAAAAAAUGAAUUGAAUAAUAUAUUGGAUAAAAAACAUGAAAUAACAAAUAAAGAUAAUAUAGAAGUAUCAGAGGGUAAGUUAAAAAAAAAUAUUUUAAAUGAUAAUACACAUAAAAAUGAGUAUAGUAUAAGUGAUUAUGAUAAUGAUGAAAACAUUUAUGAAGAAGAGAAAUUCAAGGAAAGUUUAAAUUUUAUAACUUCGUUUAAUGAGAAAAGUGAAAUAAAAGAAGAAUCAUUUAAUGAAAUGGAAAAUAAAUUGAAAAAAUUAAAAAUAUUAGAAAAUGAAAACGAUAAAAGUGUAUAUGAUAAAACAGAAAAAACACAUAAUGAUAAAAUUAACAAAAAUGUUAAUUCUUUAAGUUGCGAUUUAAUGAAUAAUAAAUAUGAAAGUAUUUAUAUAAAUGAAAAUGAAAAUAGUCAAAUUAAUUAUAAUAAUGAUUUUUAUAAUAAUUCCUAUAAUAAAAACGAAGUACAUAAAUUAGAAAACAAAGAUAAAUUAUAUAAUAAUAAUUUAAAUUCUUCGAUAUUUACUAGUAAUAGUGAUAUAUAUACAGAUAAAAAAAUAGCUUUACAAAAGUCUGUUAGCUUAAAUGACAAUUCAUCUAUUGAUACAUUAACUAAUUAUAGUUUAAAGAAUAUUAAUGAAUUUAAAAUUGUAAACGAGAAAAAAAAAUUAAAAAAUAGAUUAAGUAACAAUUGUAGAAGUUUUAGUUAUGAUGUGGAAACGUUUAAUAAUAAAACAAACAAAAUAUUAACUCCUGAUGAAAUAUAUUUAAAAAAUGUUAAUAAAAAAAUAGAUGAAAACAGAUUUUCAGAUAAAAUAUAUUUAAAAAAAUUUCACGAAAGCAUAAACAAAAUUAAAUCUUUAGAUAAAUUACUUUUAGAAAAAUCGUCGGAUAUAAAAGACAAAAGAAAGGUUUCUAACAAAGUGCUUUUAAAUAAUAUUCAGGAAAAUAAUAAUAAUUGUAACAAAGAAAAUAUUAAGGGUAAAUUUAAAAUAUCAAAUUAUAAAAAUUCCUUAAGUGAUGAUUUUGAUUUGAAAGAAAGAUCUAUAUCGAACAUAUGUUCUACUGAAUAUAAAAAUAAAGUUUUUGAUUCCAAAAGUAUUAAGGAAUCUAAAAAAGAUUCGUUGAUUAAAUGUAUGAAUAACACAUCUAAAAUAUUUGAAGAAAGUUUUAGUUUAAAACAAAAUUAUUUUAAAAAUGUUAUGAAAGAUAGUAAAAAGGAUUAUGAUGAAUUAAAAAGUAAAAACAAAGAAAAAGAAUAUAGUGAUGAAUAUAGUGAUGAAUAUUGUGAUGAAAAUUGUGAUGAAAAUUGUGAUGAAAAUUGUGAUGAUUUGGGUGAAAGCGAAAAUCACACAAAAAUGUUAAAUAAAGAUAGUGAGAUAACCAAAAAUGAUGUAAAUAAUGAAAAAAUUCACAAUUUAUCACAAUUAGAUAUAUGUAACGAAAAUAUUAAUUUAACUGAUAAUUUUUAUGUAGAAAAUUAUCAAAAUACAAGCGAUUCUUCAAAAAUAAAUUAUAAUAUGAAGAAAUAUAAUAAAUUUAAAAAUUCACAUAAAGAGAUAGAUUUUCAAAACAAAAAUAUGUUUAAUAAAAAAUAUAUAAAUUCUAAUUAUUACGAAAAUUCUCCCACUAAGACAUCAGAAAAUAUUUCAGAAAUCGGUAAUAUUGAUUUUUAUAAAAAUAAUUCUGAAAAAGAGAAAAACAAAGAUGGAAAAUACAAAGAAAAAAAAGAGAAUGAAGAUGAAAAAAUACAAUGUGAAAUUGAUAAAAAAGUAAAGAGUGACGAAAUAAGUGAAAAUAAAGAAAAAGAAAAAAAAUUUGAAAGAAUAAAUGAUGAAGGAGAUGAAUUAUAUGAAGAAUAUAAACAAAGAGAAAGAAAAGAUAUAAAUAUAUGUGAAGAUAUAGAAGAAAAAGAAAAAUAUAAAGAGGAAGAGAAAGGAAUAAAAAAAAUAAAUGAAGAAAUAGAAGAGGAAGGUGAAGAAUUAAAAUAUAAUGAAAUGUAUCAGAAUAAUGUUGAAAAAGGGAAACAGUAUAAUGAAAAUGAAGAAAAUUAUAAUAGUAAAAAAGAACAGAUUUGUAAGGAAAAAGAAUGUGUAGUAGAAUUUAAUAAAAAAUAUUUUGAUAAAAAUAAAAAAAUUGACAUUUUAAGAAAGGAAAAUGUUUAUAGUUCUUUAGAAAAUUCAAAGGAAGAAAACAGUUUUUCAUUAGGAACAAAAGAAGAUUCCACACGAAAAAAUAAGUGUAAUGUUUUAGAUGAAUUUAAAAAUGUAAGUAAUAAUUCAUAUUCAUAUCAAGAUGGUGAAAGCAAAAAUAAUUAUAAUUUAGAAAAAAAUGAAAUGAAAAUAAACAAUUUUGAAGAAGAUAAAAAUAAAGUUCUAUAUAGUUCUAAUGAUACAUAUAAUACAGAAAUAGUAAAAAUAUAUAACAAAAAAUUAUCAAAUGAAAAUAUCAAUAGAAAACAAAAUAAGAUUAUAAACAAAAAAAUGAUAUUGAAAGAAAUUUUUGGUUCUAAUUAUGAAUCGAGCUUAAAAAACACUCUCAAUGAAUCUAGUAAUAAGUUAGAGGAUGAAGAAGAAGAGGAAGAAAAAGGAGUGGAUAUAUAUAAAAAUGAUGAGGAAGAGAACAACAAACUAAAAGUUGAAGAAAAAAGGAAACAACAAAAGGAAGAUAAAGAAUCAGAGGAGGAAAAUGAAGAAUAUAAAUAUGAGAAAAAAAAAAUGAAAGAAAUAAAAAGUGACCAAAAUAUGGAAAUAAAUGAAAGUAAAUAUAAUAUUUUUACAAAUAAAUCUCUUUCAAAAGAUAUUAGUGAAUUUUCAAGAUCCUCUUAUGAUAAAACAAAAAAUAUAGACAAAAAUUUUUAUACUGAUGAAUUAGAAAAUUGUGACGAUUCCUUAAUUAAAAGAUAUGAAGAAAACUCCUCUCCUUUGAUUCUGUCUAAGCCUUUUUUUAAUGAUAAGACUAGUGAAAGUAGUUUUAACAAAAGUGUGAUAAAAGAGGCAGAAAAAAAUGAAUUUUUAAAUUUAAAAACUAAUGAUAAUUUUUUAGGAAAAACAGAAAUAAAUGAUUUAAGAAAUUCAUCAAUAUCCAUGAAAAUAAAAAGUGUUGAUGACUCUUUAUGUGAAUACCCAAAAGAUUACUUAUCUAAAGAAUACGUUAGUUUAUCAUUAAAAAAAAAUAAAAGGAAUUAUAAAAAUGAUGAAGAAAGAAUGAGUAAAAUGAAAGAAAAUAAGGUUGAAGAAACUAUUGAAAAAGUGAAUGAAGAAGAAUUGAGUGGAAAAGAAGUGUAUGAAGAAGAAUUGAAUAAAAAAGAUGUGGAUGAAGAAGAAGUUAAUGAAAAAGAUGUGGAUGAAGAAGAAGUUAAUGAAAAAGAUGUGGAUGAAGAAGAAGUUAAUGAAAAAGAUAUGAAGGAAAAUAAAACAAACAAAAAUGAAAUAAACAAAGAAGUUAGUGAAGAAAAAAUGAGCGAAGACAAAACAGUCAAAGAAUCUAAUGAAAAAAAAAUGAGCGAAGAUGAAAUAAACGAAAUUAAUAAAGAAAAAGUGGACGAAGUAGUUAAUGUAGGUGUAAAGAAACAGAUGGAGAAAGAAGAAAUUUUAAAAAAAAAAAAAGAUAUCGAUAAAAAUGAGUAUCAAAAAUAUGGAUAUAAUUUUUCAGAUGAAUAUGAAUCUGAGUAUUUAAUAAUAAACAAUGAAAAUGAAAAUAUAGAAAGUAAAAAAAAAGGAGAAAUUAGAAAUUAUAACGGAGUGGAAUUAGAGAAUAAUUCAAAACACUAUGAAUAUGAAAACUCUACAGGAAAAAAGGAAAAAAAAAAUUUAUGCAUUGACAUUAGUACUGAACAAUUAGAAAAAUAUAAAGAAGAAAAUAAAAAUAUAAAUAAUUUUAAUGAUGAUAACAAUGAAAUGAAUAACAAAAAAAAGUAUAUGAUGUCAAAAUACAUGAAUAAAAAUUUCCUAAUAUAUAAAGAUAGAUUAUUUUUUGAAAAAGAGGGUAAAUUAUAUGAUAAAAAGGCGUUAGAUGUAAAUCAUGAAACCAUACAUAAUUAUGGUGAUAAAUUUAAAAAUUAUAAAGAAAAUAAGUAUAUAUAUGAUAAAGUAGGUGAAGAUUAUAAUUGUUUAAUUAAAAAGAAAAAUUCCAAAAAAAAUAGUUAUAUAGAUUUAUAUGAAAAUGUAAAAAAUCAUAUGUUAAAUGAUAAUAAAGAUAUAGAGAAUAAUAUAAAAAGUAGGAAAGAGGAUAGUUAUUAUUUUGAUUAUUUGAAAUAUAAUAAUUCAAAAUAUUAUGAUGAUAAAUAUAAUGAUGUUAAUAUGGAAGAAAAUGAAUAUACAAUGAAUAAAAGAAAAAGAAAAAAUAUAUUUGAGCAGGAUAGCAUAAUAGAAAAUAAAAAUGAUAACAAACUUGAUAUACACUACAAUAAAAAUGAAUAUUCUGAUGGAAUAAAUAAAAAGAUUAAAAAAAUAGAAAAUAUAAAUAAUAGUAAUAUAUCUUAUGACAAUAGUGAAAGUUCUAAAGCGAUGUUAUUUCAUAGUAUUAAUGAAACAACUAAUAGUAGCAACACAGUAGUAUCAAAAAGAAGUAAAUAUAUUUUAAAGCAGUCUAAUUGUUCGUCUAGUUAUGAUGAUAUUCCAAUGUUUUUUAAUUUUGUUAAUUGUUGUUCUAUAGUUUUAGGAUCAGAAAUAAUAUAUGUAACUGAUGAAACAUAUGGAAAAUGUGAAAAUAUUUUAAAGGAUAAACCAUUUAAUACAAAUUUAGAAAAGGGAUAUUAUGAAGAUAUUUCUAAUGAUUUGUAUAGUGUAUUAAAUAAUAAUUUAAGUGUAUAUGUAAAUAGUAGUAAAUAUUAUGAAAUAAAAAAAAGAGAAAAUAAUGAAAGCAUUUUAGGUGAUCUUUUUUUAAAUUUUAACGAAGAAAACAAUUUUGGAAAUAUUAAUGAAAAAUCAACGAAUCCCUUAAAUUAUGAAUGCCCUGGAUGGUUAACCAAAAGAAGAAUCAAAAAAUAUUUUGAUUUUUGUGUAAUAAAAUUAUGUAAACCUACAUUAAUUAAAGGAAUAGAUAUUGACACUAAUAACUUUUUAGGUAAUUAUGCACCAUAUGUUUCUAUUGAAGGAGCAUACAUUGAAGAUGAUAUUUUAAUGGAUUCAUGUUCUUUUUCAAAAUACGUUAAUAAAAUUAAAUAUGAAUGCAAAAAAAAAAAUGAUUUAUUAUUUGAAAAAGAUUUUUUUUAUCAGAAAAAUAAUGAAAAUGAUAAAAAAUUAAGUGAAAAUUUGCAGGAAAAUAAUGAUAACUUUGAUGACAAAAUAAGGAAUAAUCUAUUCAAAAACAGAGAAGAAGUAGAAAUAAAAAUAGAUGGAAAAACAUAUUUUAAAAGAAAUAAGUACUUUUAUGAGCCUAUAUUAAUUAACAUUAUUGAUAAAUCGGAUCAAGAAUAUGAAAAAUAUUUAGAAAUUUUAAAACAUAAUAAUGAAUUCAAAAACACAAAAAGUAAUACUAAAUCUAAUUCAUUUGUCACAAAUGGAAAUGAAUAUCGUUACAUAGAUAACAAAUUAUAUACAUUAGUAGAUGUAACAAAGGAAAUAGCAAGUAAAUAUCCAGAUGUUCACAAUCAUUUUUUAAAAAAUCCCUAUUUUUAUUUAGAUAAAAAUAAUAGUAACGAUGUAAAAAAUUACACACAUUAUAACAAAAUUAAUGAAAACAAUAAUGAUUACAUAAAUAAAACACAAAAUAAUGACAAUAAAGAUAAUGAAAAAAAUGAAAAAGUUGUGAAUAAUGAAGAUGAUGAUUUUUCUUUAAUAAAUAAUUCAUAUAACUCCAAUACAUUAUUUUUAGAUAAUGAUUAUUCAAUUGAAAAGAAGAUAUAUAAUGAUUUACAUAAAAAAUAUCAAUGGAUAUCAAUAUUAGAAGAUGAAAGAAUGAAUCCAGGGUAUAAAAAUUAUAACCACAAUUGUUUUAACAUAAAUACAUGUAAUAAAAUAUUUACUCAUUUAAUUGUGUGUUUACUACCUGAUGGUGGAAUAAAUAAAUUAAGAGUUUAUGGUGAGAUUAAAAUAAGUGAUAAAGAAAAAAAAAAAAAUUUUAAAAAAACUAUUAAUGUGUGUAAUAUAUUAGAUGGAUCAAAUAUUGUUUAUACUACUGAUGAAUUUUAUGGAAAAUCAGAAAAUAUAUUAAUUGAUCAGAAUUCUAAUUAUGUUAUGGGUUGGCAAACAAGAAGAUUAAUAAAUAGACCAUUACGUUAUGUCGAAAAUUUAACAUUAAGUAAUAUAUCAUCUAUAUUUUCUAAUAAUAAUUAUUGUAUAAUUAAAUUAAGUUUUAUUACUAAGAUAAAAUAUAUAGAAAUAAAUACAAUAUUUUAUGAAUAUAAUUUUCCUUUAUGUGUGUCUAUUGAUUCUUGCUAUUUAAAAGAAGUACAUUCUGAAGAGAAAAUAAAGCAAAUAAAAUUUUUUAAUGAGAAUAUUCAAAGUAUUCAAUGGAAGGAAUUAUUACCACUAUCAUACAUAAAAGGAAACCAUAUAAAUUUUUUUACAAUCAAUAAAACAUCAAACAAAAUUCCUUUAAAUGAUAUGGUUUCAUCACAUCUACGAUUAAAUAUAUAUCCUGAUGGGGGUAUAAAUACUAUUAAAGCAUAUGGAACUGUAAUUGAAAUUUAA